This is a messenger RNA of Penicillium manginii, 627 nucleotides long. RefSeq lists its product as uncharacterized. The coding region runs from base 1 to 627 and encodes 208 amino acids. NCBI's taxonomy places the organism in Eukaryota, Fungi, Ascomycota, Eurotiomycetes, Eurotiales, Aspergillaceae. The record is from RefSeq and is a predicted model, not a curated record. The transcript has a single exon.
AUGUCACUCACUAGUCUACUGCUCAACCAUCCUAUUCCCCGAGAAUCCAUUGAGCUCGGCCGUCUUGUUCUGGACCCCAAGUACCCUGACCAGGACUUCUGCCAGCCGUCCUUUCCAGCAGAUCCCAAUGACCAAUCGUUAGACGCCAGAAAUCCCAUCGCCCCUCCGUUCAUCCCUGACGUGGCCACUCAACGGGUUGAGAAUUUCCACGAAGUCCUCCAACGAAGCCGGGGCACACAACUAGAGCUGAGACUGCUGAACCUGCUCUCGGUCGCGCCCUCGGCCCCAACUAGCUUCUCAGCGACCGUCACCGCCACGCACUGCGUCACCCACCACCUACGAAAUGCUAGCGCUUACUUCAGUGCCGCAUGCCGGCAGACCAGGGUGCGUGCCUGGUUAGACAAGGAAUCACGGCGUUCCUCCAGCACUGUAUACCUCGUUUGUGGGUUCAAGACAAUGAUCGACGGCCGCGUGGAUUUGGAGCGCCACCGCGAAACCAACCUCGGCAUGACCGCAUCCCUACCCGCAGCAGUGAUCACUAGUGCGGCUGGCGUGCCGGCCCCCAUCCCCCCUAGUCUCGGGCCUCGAUAUCUCGAGCAGCAUAUCGCUGGUAAAGUCGUCCAAUGA